Molecule: messenger RNA, 5934 nt
Organism: Heterocephalus glaber (naked mole-rat)
Lineage: Eukaryota; Metazoa; Chordata; Mammalia; Rodentia; Bathyergidae
Source: RefSeq, a predicted model, not a curated record
AGAAAAACAAACUUCAGAACAAAUUAAGUGAUACUUAUUCCUUAGAAUUUUCCCAUUAAAACAACCCACUUCACGAAUGAGUGACUGAUAUAAACAUUAGGAAUUUGACUCUUGCACACAGCUGGUGAAUGAGUUUGUGGAACUUCCUGUCCCUUUGAUGAGCUGGGUCAUUCCCAUGCAUUCACUUUACAUGUUUGUGGUAGUAAGGUCCAGUAGUACAGUGUUGAGCUUGUGAAUUACAAGCUAAGCUUACAGCAUGGCAUUUGCUUUGCUGGUGAAGCAAGAGAACUCUUAAGUCACUGAUGCUGUUUGUUUGGAUAAUGGAGUUUUUCCGUAAUAUAAACUGUCGAACUCUUUUCUAAAAAAAAUGCACAUGUAUAUAUUGUUUUGUGCUUUUGUUUUGAAUGAGGCUCAGAUACCCCUAGGAUAGAUCAUCUCCUGAUUCUUUUCUAUUUCUUAAAUUUUAGAAUACCAUGAUUCUAAAGCAUUUUAGAGUAUAUUUUUUUCUCCAAUAAUUAUAUACUAUCAUAUUAUGAUAUAGACACAAAGUUAGCUUUUUGGAUCUCAUUCAAAUAAACAUCAAAGAAAUGUUAGGCUAUUUUAAAAGAAAACUUUGGGGAUGAUGUAUGUAUGAAACUGUAAAGAAGCACUACCAGGAAAGGUUGAAUAAACAUCUGUGGCAGAAAACAUAAAUAAACACUUUAAAAAGUUGGUACUAGUCUUGAAAUAGUAUGUAAAAAGAGGUUUAUAGCAAUCUGUGGCUCUCAGUUGGGACUUUUGGAAGUAAUGUGGGCAUAAUUUUGGUUAUCAUAAAUGAGAGAGGUUGGGAUUUCAAUGGGCAGAAGCCAGGGAUAUUAGAUGAUAUGUAAGGUUUAGGCAGUUUCAGACAACAAUUGUCCUGUCUUGAAUGCCAAAAAUUUUUGACAAGUCCUGGCAAGUGAUUGUGAGCUGGGAGCUAGCACAGCUGAAAUAACUUUUAAAACUGAAGUUAGUUUGUUUUUUCAAUAAUAGUAUUAAACAUAAAAUAUCAUUUGCCUAUUAAUUCCCUUUUGAAAAAAUUUACAUGUGAAAACAAAUGAUUUACUGGGUUUGAGUUACUCAGGACAUAUACUCAUCCUCUUGAAGCUGUUGUAACAGCAGCGAAGUUGGGGAUUUGCUCUGCCUCUGGCAGCCAGCAGCCAGCUGUUGGUUUCAUACAGUGUAUAAGUUAGUCAUUUGUUUUGCUUUUUACGUUAGAACAUCUUUUCACUUUGAUCUAUUGCUUUUAAAAAAAAUUUGAGGGUGUUUGUACAUUUAUUAUCUUUGUGUUAUAUUUGGUCUUCUACUUGUGUUGCCAUCAGUACCCUGAGAAUACACUGCAAUUGAACUGGUUUUUUAAUAUUUACUCAUCUCUUCAGUAACCAAAUAAUUUUAUAGAGACCCAUGGGCUGAAACACAGGUCUAAGUAGUUGAAGUGGAAUGGGACUUGGGAUAUAGAGGAAAGAGAAUGAAUUUGGGGAUCAUUUAGACCUGAAGUAAAAUUCCAGUUCAAAUCCUGCAUGUCCUGUCACCAUUAAUAAUCCAAUUGCUAAAUCUCUUUGACUUAGCAUCUUCAUUGGUAAAAUAAUUCCUAUCUUUACUAUUAUUUUGAAGAUCAGAGUUACUGUAUGUCUAGCACAAAGAGUAAGUGCUCAAUUAAUGAGUGCUCUGUCAAUGAUGGUGAUGAUAAUGAUCAUCAUCAUCUGUUCUGUGGCUACCUAACUUUGCUAAGAAUGUUCAGAACACAUAACAUGUUAAUAUACCUGGAUACCACAGCAUGGCAAGGAAUAGUUUGAAUAUCAGGCCAGGUGGAGAUGUUUUCUGGACAUUUUCAGUUGGAUUUGGAACUUUCCCACAAAUCCACUGUAAUAUGUACUAUUUUCUCUGGUCCUCUAAGCUGUAGGAUUCGAUUACACUAUAGACUAAGUAGGUUGGUGAGGACUAGCUUAGGGACAGUUCUGGGCACAGAACUUUGGGAAGGGCAGAGACUCGGUUAAAAAGCCAAUUGUUUAUCACAUGGAACUAAUAGGCUGUGGAAGUUACUAGUACUUAAAAAAUUUUUUAUAAUGGUUAUUUCUAAUGUUACCUUUAUUCCUUGGAAUUUACACAUUGAGUUUUGUUCUAAAAUUCAUUUGUAAUAUAGUUUAAAAAUUGGAAACUUAGAGGUAAUGUAUUUUAAAUGAUGAUUAGGUUCUAGAGUUGCCUUCUAAAAAGCCUGCUUAACCUACUGUAGUUUGAUUCAGUAAGAGUUACCCUCAUUUAAUUAAACAAGUAGGAAUGUAUGGAACUCCCACUGAGGGCUAAGCAGGAAGCUUUCUGGGUAUGGAGACACAGUGGGAGAUAUAAUAGUGAAUAAGACCUACAUAGAAAGUUUAUAAUCCAUAUAGCAUCUUUCUAUAUCAUUAUAAGAUAGUUACCAUAAGUGCUAUCUAUGAUUUUAAAUAAAUGAUUUAUCCCCUGACUUGUAAGGGGAUGCUCAAGAUAUAUUACAGUUGGGUAAGAUGAGAGUAUAUUACAAAAAUAGCCUGUGUAGUAUUUUCCUAUUUAAAAACUACUAGUAUUUGUUGAAAACAAAUAGAAAAAUGUCUAACAGUUCAGGGAGCAGAACAUGCUAAGAACAAGGAUUUUGAAGUCAUGGAUUUGAAUCCCUGGUCCACCUCUUACUAUGGGUAUAAACUUGGUCAAGUCACUUACCCUUUCUUUGCCAUUUUGCUUUACCUGUAAAAUGGACAGAAUAAUUGCACUUAACCUCUUAGGGUUAAGUAUUAGGGCAUUGUGAGGGUUAAAUGAGUUAUUAUAUGUCAAGUGCUUAGAAUUGCACAUAGAAAACAUUACAUUAUUUGUCUUAAGUAUGGGCAAAGGAAUGAUCAUUGUAUAGUUAAUUUUUCCAUUAUUGUAACAAAAUACUUAAGGCAGGCCAGCUUUAUAGAGAAUAGAGACUUAUUUAGCUCAUAGUUCUUGAGAUUUAAGGGCAUGAUACCAGCAUCACCUCUGCUUAUAGAAGAUGGCAGAAGUGCAGAAAAAGGCAAGAUCACAUCACCAAGUAGGAAGCCAGACAGGCUGGAGUAUCCCACAGUUUCUUCCAAGGGUAGUGUCCCAGUUGGCCCAAGGACCUCCCACUAGGCCCCACUUCUUCAAGGUCCCAUUUCCCACCAUCAGCACACUGAGGAGCAAGCUCCCAAUUCAUGAAUCUUGGAGAACAAACAGUAUCCAAACCACAGGAACACUUUGGUCAGAGGAAUAAACAAAUACCUAGAAUGACUGAAUAGCAGAGUUCUGGGUUUUAGAAGUCAGGGGCCAUGUAAGAAAUCCUCAGAAUCUAGUCAUGAGGUUGUUCUUCUCUUACCUUUCUUUCUUCUGCUUCCCUUUCUGGCUUUCUCAUAGUUACUGUCAUGACUGUAAUUAGGGCAGACUGAGGUUAAAGUAGCAGUUGGACCUAGCUGUGGCCCUGGGGAGUAUGGUCAAAUCUGGCUUCUGUGGCUGCUGUAUGUGUAGGAUUUCUGCUUACUGAACUUAUGAAACCAUGGCAGAAGGAGAGAUGGAGUCACCUGGGGCCAAAAAGUGUGGCCCAUAUAUUUCAUCUGUCACUAGCCAGAGUGUGAACUUGGUGAUUCGAGGAGUAGUCUUAUUUUUUAUUGGAGUAUUUCUUGCUUUAGUGUUAAAUUUGCUCCAGAUUCAGAGAAAUGUGACGCUGUUUCCACCUGAUGUGAUUGCAAGCAUCUUUUCUUCAGCAUGGUGGGUACCACCGUGCUGUGGCACAGCUUCAGCUGUGAUUGGGUUAUUAUACCCCUGCAUUGACAGGCAUCUAGGAGAACCACAUAAAUUUAAAAGAGAGUGGUCCAGUGUAAUGCGGUGUGUAGCUGUCUUUGUUGGUAUAAAUCAUGCCAGUGCUAAAGUGGAUUUUGACAACAACAUACAGUUGUCUCUCACACUGGCUGCGCUCUCCAUUGGACUGUGGUGGUCUUUUGAUAGAUCUAGAAGUGGUUUUGGCCUUGGAGUCGGAAUCGCUUUCUUGGCAACUGUGGUCACUCAACUGCUAGUCUAUAACGGUGUUUAUCAGUAUACAUCUCCAGAUUUUCUCUAUGUUCGUUCCUGGUUACCAUGUAUAUUUUUUGCUGGAGGCAUAACAAUGGGAAACAUUGGUCGACAACUGGCAAUGUAUGAAUGUAAAGUUAUUGCAGAAAAAUCUCAUCAAGAAUGAAGAAGGCAAAAAUAUACCUCUUGUACAGAAAAACAAGAAGGAAAGGGCAUGUAAAUUAUAUCAACAAAACUUUGGACUGUUAAACUUUGGACUGUAAAAUUGCCAGGAUGCAGUUUUUCCCAUGAUUGGUGUGUACAGGAACACACACACACACACACACACACACACACACACAUUAUUAUUGCAAUCUGUGAUUGCUUCAUCUGUAAAUCAGUUACAAACCUUUAUGUAUUUGACUUAAAAACUGUAAGAUAUAUGUGCAUUACAUUAAAAAUGUUAAUUAGUAGAUAAAUUUUUUAAAUUAAUUUUUUAAACAUACCAUACAUUAUAUCACAACAUUUAAUGUGCCAAAAUAUUCUACUGCUGUCAUCAAGAGUCUUAAGAAUCCUUUGAACAAUUUAUAAGUUAGGGGAAAAAAAAAGAGGAAAGCCAAAAAUAAAAAGCAAAUGGGAAGCCCGUAUUUUCUCUGUCACUUACUGUUGUGCCUUUUUGUUUUUCCAGUCACAACAGUUUGAGUUAUGAGUGCCCAAAUGUAUGAUUAGUUUUUAUUUUGAUGUUGUUUCAGAGAGUUUUGAAUAUUUCAGAAUAUAGUAAAAAUGAACCUUCAUGUAGAAUGGUUUCAAACCUGCAUUACUGGAUAGAGCCCAGAAAAUAAUUUUCUGUUUUGACAGAUUUUACUGGAGUUAUUUGUGAUGACCAGGUGAUAAGCACCAUUAAAAUGUUUUGAGUCUAAAUUUGGAAGAAAAUAUAUAAUUAAAAGUUAGCAAAUUUAAGUAGAAUAUGUGUUUUGGAACAACAAAGUGACCUUUUGCACUGUCAUAAAAUGUGGUAUUAGCUGUUAUUUGCAAUACAGAGUCUCACACUGCUUUUGCACAUGGGAUAGAUAAACUUCAAACAGAUCAAAAUUAAGUUUCUAAUUCUAUUGGGUUCUAUAAUCUAUUGGUUCUGUAAAACAAACCACUUUAGCUGGGCUUAGUCAUAUAACUCAUUGUCAGUGGAAUGCCUGGAUUUGCAACCUUAUUUUAAACAGUCUGGGGAAUGAGUGGAUACAUAAUUUCUUAUGCACUCAUGUCCAAUAGUGAAUAGUUCAAGUCUGUUAAAGGAGGAAUGGGGAUGGUAGUCUGUGCAUGUUAAAGGUGUUGGUAACAGUGUUGGGCAUGCCUUUUUAAUAACUAGAGCCAUUUAAGUAUGGUUUAAACAUAUUCUUAGCUAAGUUUCCCCCUAGUUUUUCUCUUUGAAAUGAUCGACAAUGUCUGAUACCCAAGAGCAAAAUCUUCUGUGUAUUUUGGGAGCAUAUGUGUGUGCGUGUGUGUGGUAUGUGUGAUUGAGUGAGAAUGUAUAUGUAUGUGCAUGUGCUCGUGCUCUCCUAGAGUGUCAUGUAGAUAUUUUAAAUUUUUUGGUUUUAAAACUCUUGCUAUCAGACUGAAAUCUUGUAUGCCAAACUUUAAUUUGCUUUUAUGUUUUCAGGCUGAAAGUGUAAAAAUCCUAAAAGGAUUUCAUAUUAAAUAUGUGUACACAAGUUUACAGUGGUGGUAAAUAUGCUACUGUAAUUUAUUGUUCUAUCUACCAGAUGUUAUUCAUGUAGAAAAAAUAAGAUAUAUUUUUAGAAUCAACUUUUCAAGCAUUAUAAAAUCUUUAAUAAGUUAUAAGGACUAUGAUGUGUUUACUUUGAAAAUUGCUGUUAAAAGCAAGAUGUAUUAAAUAUGUAAUCAUCA